Vanderwaltozyma polyspora DSM 70294 is the source of this 1386-nucleotide messenger RNA. It is a transcript of the gene TPH3, whose product is annotated as Tph3p. Bases 1 to 1386 code for a protein of 461 amino acids. The transcript has a single exon. The record is from RefSeq and is a predicted model, not a curated record. Lineage: Eukaryota; Fungi; Ascomycota; Saccharomycetes; Saccharomycetales; Saccharomycetaceae.
AUGGGUAUCCUAAACGUGUUAAAGAAGCCUAUUACUUUAUCGAAAUUACCAGAGGGUACUUCUGAAAUUACCUCUGAAGCUACAGUCGAUUCCUCCGGGAAAGUUUUCAAUCCAAUCGAUGAGGUGACCUAUAAUUCAUUGAAACCUUGUCACCAUCUAUUGCAUCAUUUCACCAAGAAGGCUCACUAUGUUUCUCCAAGCGACGUCUCAAUUGUAAAUAGCAUUAAUAAUGUCUCUGUUGCUGAAAUAUCAAUAGUGGGUAAUAACUUAACUGUUGCUAGUAACAAUGGCAGUAAAUUAGUGGUUCCCUUAAUAUAUUCAAACUUUAUGCUAUUAGGGGAGAAUGAGGACUUAUUAUUAAAAUUCAAUGAUGGUUUGAUUCUAAAGAGUACUAAUGAAAAUAAUGAUGAAAUAUUAAAAAUUUAUAGAUUAUCAUUAUUGAGUUGUUUUGAACUAAUAUCGUUGCACAAAUCGAUGACUGGAAUUUUAAUCUCAAAUGUAGGUUUGAAAAUGAACGAUAUACAUAUAAUCCUAAAUAAUGACAAGUAUAAUUUUAAAGAUUGGUGCUAUAUCAAAUCUAUGGAUUCAAAUGUAAAAUCAGAAUGGCAAAAAUGUUGGGUUCAUAUCGAUAAAUCUAAGAAAAAAAACGCUACUAUUAAGUUCUAUAAAGAUAAUAAAAAUUUAUCCUCCAAAAAUAUUCUCUGUUAUAUAGAAUCAAAUACAGUUUCUGAUAUUUUUGCAGUCCCUGAUAAUGCGGGAUCUACUCAUCGUCAAUUUGUCGAUUCAGUUAAUUCAAUUUCAAUAGUGGGGAAUGUACUUCACAAUACUGCGAUAGAAUCGAGCCCAACUUCCCCAAUCAAUUCUCCUCAAGUUCAUAUGCGUUCUACUUCAAUUGCAAGUGCUAUGACUUCAAUGUCAAAUUUCUCAAAUACAAGUGCUGCAACCAAUAAUUCAAAUACAAAUUCAUCUAUAUCUUCUACAUCAACUUCAACAACUACAAAAUCAAGGAAACAACCUUUAAUCAAGUCCAAUAAUGUUGCCAUGAACCAAAGUGGUUUAUUAAUCAAACCUGUUGCUCAUAGCGGCAUUUCCCAAUUGGAAACUUUGAUUCGUUCUAUCAUACCAAUGAUAGAUGCGACUCAAUUAUAUGGUAGACCUGAAAGGUUCAUAGUAUCUAAAGAAGAUCCUAAAUCUUUAAUGUUUGCAUUUCCACGCCUGCCCCAAACUGAUUACUUUAACGAAGAAGAAACAAACAGUUAUCUAUCUCAACCGCUCCCAACUUUGGAUGAAUUAAUAGAAAAUGGGAAAAAUCCAUCAAGUAAUUCUUUGGCAGUAUCUGCAUUGGCUGAUUUUAUAGUGAAUUUCAGAAAAUAUGAAAACAAAUAG